GCUGAACACGGUGGUGGUGGAGGAUCCGAGUGUCUGAGAAACCCCAAGAAGAAUAAAACACCGCAGACAUGGCAGAAGCGUCGCAGUCAGUAAAACCCAAAACCUCCCCAAAGUCUAUCAAGUUCCUGUUCGGAGGCUUGGCUGGGAUGGCGGCUACGGUGUUUGUUCAGCCGUUGGACCUGGUGAAGAACAGGAUGCAGUUGAGCGGUCAGGGUUCAAAGGCUCGUGAAUAUAAGACGAGUCUGCACGCUGUGGCCAGCAUCCUGCGCAACGAAGGAAUCCGGGGCAUUUACACAGGUCUCUCGGCCGGUCUCCUCAGGCAGGCGACCUACACCACCACUCGUUUGGGGAUUUACACAAUUCUGUUCGAGAAACUGACAAAAGCAGACGGGACUCCUCCGAAUUUCUUAAUGAAGGCGCUGAUCGGAAUGACGGCCGGAGCAACGGGAGCGUUCGUCGGCACUCCGGCUGAGGUGGCGCUCAUCCGCAUGACCGCAGAUGGACGUCUUCCCCUUGAUCAGAGGAGGGGUUACACAAAUGUCUUUAAUGCCCUCAUCCGGAUCACCAGGGAGGAAGGGCUCACAACAUUGUGGAGGGGCUGUAUACCCACCAUGGCCAGGGCAGUGGUAGUGAAUGCAGCACAGCUGGCUUCUUAUUCACAAUCUAAACAGGCUCUGCUGGACACAGGUUAUUUCUCCGAUGAUAUCCUGUGUCAUUUCUGUGCCAGUAUGAUCAGCGGGCUCGUCACCACAGCCGCCUCCAUGCCAGUCGACAUCGCUAAAACCAGGAUCCAGAACAUGCGCAUGAUCGACGGCAAGCCAGAGUACAAGAACGGACUCGACGUGCUGGUGAAGGUGGUGAGGAACGAGGGCUUCUUCAGCCUGUGGAAGGGUUUCACGCCGUACUACGCCCGGCUCGGCCCACACACCGUCCUCACCUUCAUCUUCCUCGAGCAGAUGAACAAGUUCUACAAGAUCUACUUCCUGGACUCGUAGAGUCUUAACGGGAACCCGAGCAGCUCGGGUCGGUCGAGGUUCUGAGCCGUUCUCGGGGGUCUGUGUGUGUGUGUUCGUGUGUGUGUGUGUUCGUGUGUGUGUGUGUUCGUGUGUGUGUGUGUUCGUGUGUUCUAACACGCCCUCCUUGACUUCCGCUGACUUUCCCCUGCUAGGAAAGUAAAGUUGUGUCGAUCUCUCACACUGUAACGUAACGGUUCUGAAGACGAAGGGGAAGUCAGCAAGGGCGUGUUUGAAAGGGCAUUUGGGACACAGCCUCUAGUCUUACUCUCCCACCGAUCUUCUCAUCAUCAGCUGUGUGUCCUGUUCUUUCACACGCCGACCCUGAGAGACUCGGCUCAGAACCCUGCGCCGUUUAUCGGACUUUCAGUACAACCUAUACGAAGAAGAAAAAGUUCCUGUCUUGUACAUGAAGCUACUCGUCGACACAUUUCUCAUUUUAUUUUCUGCUCCUAAAUUAAAGACUGAA
Molecule: messenger RNA, 1482 nt
Organism: Ictalurus punctatus (channel catfish)
Lineage: Eukaryota; Metazoa; Chordata; Actinopteri; Siluriformes; Ictaluridae
Gene: slc25a11
Product: solute carrier family 25 member 11
Biological process (GO): malate transmembrane transport; oxaloacetate transport; thiosulfate transport
Cellular component (GO): mitochondrial membrane
Molecular function (GO): malate transmembrane transporter activity; antiporter activity; oxaloacetate transmembrane transporter activity
Source: RefSeq, marked provisional